Molecule: messenger RNA, 476 nt
Organism: Magallana angulata
Lineage: Eukaryota; Metazoa; Mollusca; Bivalvia; Ostreida; Ostreidae
Exons: 4
Coding region: 75-476 (133 amino acids)
Source: RefSeq, a predicted model, not a curated record
UUCGGCGAGACUUCGCGAGAUUUCGUUGCUGGAGAUAAACAAACAUGUCGGAUUGUAUGUGUUAGAAGGGGAAUAUGGCAUUUUCUAUUUUAUAUUGGGCGAACUACACAGCUGGGACUAGAAAACUUAGUAGAAAGUCUGAAAUUGCUGUACAAUCAGACCAUGUCUUGAAAUUCGUGUAUGAUAAAGAUGCAUCAUGCGUACGUGGCACAGUUCAAGCAUCUAUGCGUGACAGGAGUUACAAUGUAACGAUUACCCUUGGCCCAAACUACAAUAUUGAAGACAGCACUUGCGAGUGUGUGAAUGGGCAGGAUAAAUGUCAUCACAAGGCCAGCAUUCUUCUCUAUGGGUAUAAAAACGUGUCAAAGACAGAUGUGAGGCAGUCUUGGAUAAAAAAUCCAAAGUCAGCACCACCUCGCCAAACCAAAACAAUGGAGGAACUGUUCCCUGCGCCAGAUCGAUUUGGUUUAAUAUAG